Phyllotreta striolata is the source of this 2613-nucleotide messenger RNA. NCBI's taxonomy places the organism in Eukaryota, Metazoa, Arthropoda, Insecta, Coleoptera, Chrysomelidae. The record is from the annotation of a GenBank genome assembly.
CGGCUCUCGAGCCACGGCGACGACGUCUUGUUUUUCGUCUUUCACUUCUCGAAAAAGUAGGCCGCAGCUCGAUCGCAUCGACCGCGAGCAUUGAGUGGUUGGCGAGCAGAGAGCGCGGUGGUCGCGCGCUGAAUAUCCUUAUUUAUUUAUUUGUUUUCGUUGGUUUUUUUUCCUUCGUCGAUCGGUCGCCCGAUUUUUUGGAUAAUCGCGACAGGACAUAUCCAGGACGUUCGCGAUACCGAACCGAUAUCGGGAGGCGAUAUCGAGCUGAGAAAAUGGUGCUGUAUACGAGGAUCGCUGAAGCGGACGAAACGAUGCCUCAAACUGUCCCAUCCGCAGGGUUCACUCCCCCGUGUGAUUACAGCAACUUCGCGGACAAUUUCGACUUGUCUCUGCUGCCCGGAGGGGAUCCGCCCAAUUCACCAUCGACGCUGUUCUAUUCGCAGUACGAUAGCGAGAAACUCCCGCAGCAGCCCAAAAUAGUGACUUCCUUCUAUCCUUCGUCUCCCUCCGAGCAGGAAGCCGAAUUGGAGCAACUCGCCCCCGAUUUCCAAACUCUAUUAGUAGCCAACGACGCUAAAAAAUACUACGGGAACAUCUACUUGGAUGUACCCAGCCCCUACUCGCCCAUAUCCCAAGGGCUUUUAUCUCCCAACGAUCAGUUCACUUCAUACAGAGAUAAUUUGUAUCCCAGUUCCCCGGAACAAUCUACUUAUACACCAUCGCCCGGCUCCGUCUACUCCACAUCCCCAUGCGGAGAAGACUACCUCCAAAAUCAAUACAUUAAGAAGGAAAACUCCACUAUCUCCAACUUCUCUCCAUUCAACGUCAAAGAGGAAUCCUUCCUGUUAUCCACCGAACAUUCGGACGUACUGAGCCUCUUCGAUUCCGUCGAAAUACAGAAACGCAUCAAAGAGGAAACCGAGGAAGAUUUCAGCGGCAGGACGCUUCGGGAAUUACUGGAGAAAGACACGCAGGACGCCGGGCGGACGGUGCCCCAGCAGCCCGAGGACCAUCGCUUGCUCAGGGAAGCCUUGAGAGACACCAGCUUCCAGAAGAAGUUCAACAUCAAACCCAUCGACUUCGGCUUCCUGGGCGGCGACGUGAAAAUGGAGGAGCCCGAGCAGGACGAUCUGAUGAGGACCUGCAACGAGGAGAUGGCCAAAGGGAGCAUCGAACCCGUGCUGAAUAUGGCCAUCGAGCAGAUGAGGAAAGACGUCGAUAACACGUGCGCUACUCUUGGAAUUUCCGCAGAUCCAUCACAAUGGGAUCCCACCAAUGUGCUAUCAUGGAUCAGAUGGACAUCCAGGCAAUUCAGCCUUCCAGAACCUCUCUCCGAUCAAUGGGAUAUGGCCGGGUCGAGUUUAAUCGCUCUGACCGAGGAAGACUUCACCAGCAGAUCCCCGCAGGGUGGAAUGAUUCUCCAUGCUCAGUUAGAAAUAUGGAAAGCAGCGUAUUCGGAGGAAGAUCUUGGAAUCCAAUGGCGCCCAGAAACGACAUCGAGCAAUGCUUCAAGCGGCGAUUUAUCAGAUGACGAAGAGGAAGACGUGCCAUGUCCAGCGGAUCCAGCCAAACCCACCACAUCCCGGUCCGGCAGCCACAUCCACCUGUGGCAGUUCCUGAAAGAGCUGCUGGCGUCGCCGCAGGCGCACGGCUCCUGCAUCCGAUGGAUCGACAGGACGCGGGGGAUCUUCAAGAUCGAGGACUCGGUGAAGGUGGCGCGAUUGUGGGGCAAGCGCAAGAACCGGCCCGCGAUGAACUACGACAAGCUGAGCAGGUCGAUCAGGCAGUACUACAAGAAGGGCAUCAUGAAGAAGACCGAGCGUUCGCAGCGGCUCGUCUACCAAUUCUGCCAUCCGUAUUGUUUGUGAAUAUCCUUUCGAUGCAUCUCACCGAAAUCCUUCAACCUUGUACAUAGCUUCUAGUGUACCAAAGUAACUGUGUAAAAAACGCGGCUGGAGAUUUGGAGAUUAAUCGCGGUGCGGGGUAUUAAUACAUUUUGUUUAUUUUUUUGGGGGAACUUAACACAUUUUGUUGUCAAAGUGUUGAUGUAAGUUAUAUAGGGUAUUACUAUAUAAUGGCGCGCUAGUUAGGCGCGCUUGUAACUGACAGGAAGGUAAUUUCCGAAGAACGUUUAAUCGUAAGUUUGAAAAUGUUUGCCGAAUUUGAGCGAUAGUCACUCGAGCGAUGGAAAAAUCGCGAUCGAAUCGAAUUGCCUGGUGCUCGAAUCGAAUUAUUUCGAUUUUUGGAGCUCGGUAUACUCGAAGGGCGAUUUUGCUUUGCGACAGUGUUGCUCAAUAUUCGGUGAUUUUGGUCCCAUAUAUCUAUGAUAUAUUACGUAGUAAGUUCUGUGAACGACUAUGAAUAGUUUUUAGUAAUCCGAGGCAAUAAAUAAUAUUAUUUACUAUAAUAAUAUGUUUGUGUAUAUGAUUUAAUAUGUAUAGUAUAUUAUUUAAUUGCUAAGUAAUACAAUACUAUAAUAAUGUAGUAAGUAUGUAUGAAUUUUAUUAUAUAAGUAUUAAUGUGAAUGCGUGAGAUAAAGCUAUAAAUUAAUUAUAAUAUUGUAUAGGGAAUUGUUUGCAAAAUUGCGACAGUUUUACAUUUACAUCUAGC